GGACUCCGCGGAGGCCGCGGCGAGCAGGCGGAGCUGCGGGUCGGGACGCUCUGCGUGGGGCGGGGCGCAAGGGAGGUUUCGAGCCCGGAAGGUCCGGCGCCCAGAGCUAACGGGAGUCCCAGGCGAGCGGGUAGCGGGGUAGGCAGGCUGGCACCAGAGGGUAUGGGGGCCUGGCCGGGCAAGGCAGAAGGACGAGGAUGCUGGUGGGAAGGGAGCAACAGUGGAGGGGUGGUGAAGAGACGCGCGGCGGGAGGCGUGGAAGGGCCGCGGCGGGAGGUCUGACGCGGGCCCGCCUUUUCCUCUAGACCCUGGAAGCGCCAGUACCAGCCCACGAAAUUCUUUGAGGCCAGAAAUAGCGUCUUGAUCCCCCAAAAGGGAAAACCAGUUGUAAAUCGAAAUUAAUUAGUCUACCAAAAUGUAAUGUAAGCUGUCAGCCGCAACGUAACACAUCUAGCUAUAAAUUGUACCUAAGGUCGGGGGCAUUUAUAUAUUCUUUACAUAAUUUGGGGCGGGCCUCCACAAGUCUGAGGCUUUAAGGCCUUGAACUGAGGAGGAGGGUUUGGGAUGGAGGUGAGAAGGUGGUGCCAGGGCUGGUUUGCCUGGGAAGCCGUGGCCCUGGCCCCUCGGAGACAGAAGCCUUAGGCCGGGUCCGUGUUUUCUAAAGUACACCACGUUCCCAAUGGAUGAUGCUUGAAGAAAGAGCGUGAGGAGUCCAGCUGUAGCACCAGAACCAAGGGAGCUGGUCAGGGAGAAGGUCCUCUAAGGACUUGACCUGAAGAGGUUUGGGGAAAGAAGGACCACAAAGGGCAUGUGAGCUAGCGAUGAAAGGGUGAACUGGGGACGAAACCAGUGGCACUAGUUUAGAAGACAGGAUAAGGCACCAGGGAAUUCCAGGGUCAGGGAUUGUAAAAAAUGGAAAGGAUAGCACCCCAGAGUGUACCACCUUUGGUAAACUGCGGCCCUGAGGAAAUUGCCUUGCUCUAAAGGGGUGGGGGAUUAGACUACCUCCCAAACCUGCACUUUGUUUUGUUUUUUGGAGACAUAAUCGCUCGUCGCCCACGCUGGAGUGCAGUGGCGCGAUCUCGCCUCACUGAGCCUCCGCUUCCUGGGUUCAGGAGCUUCUCCUGCCUCAGCCUCCGGAGUAGCUGGGAUUACAGGCGCCUGCCACCACACCCAGCUAAUUUUUAUAUUUUUAGUAGAGACGAGGUUUCACCAUGUCGGUCAGGCUGGUCUUGAACUGCUGGCCUCAAGUGAUCCGCCUGCCUGGGCCUCCCAAAGUGCUGGGAUUACAGGCGCCUGCCACCAGGUCCGGCUAAUUUUUGAAUUUUUAGUAGAGAGGGUUUUGGGGUUUCACCAUGUUGCCCAGGCUGGUCUUGAACUUGUGAGCUCAAGCUGUUCGCCCACCUCGGCCUUCCAAAGUGUCAGGAUUACAGGCGAGUCACCAGGCCCGGCAUUGUAUGGAUUUCUCUAAGGUUAAAUACUUUAAGAUGAGAAAAAUUGAUCUCUGUCUGAGCUCUGAAGGGUCCGAAGUGAUUUUAGCUACAUCAAGUGAUGAAAAACACCCACCUGAAAAUAUCAUUGAUGGGAAUCCAGAAACGUUUUGGACCACCACAGGAAUGUUUCCCCAGGAAUUCAUUAUUUGUUUCCACAAACAUGUAAGGAUUGAAAGGCUUGUAAUCCAAAGUUACUUUGUACAGACCUUGAAGAUUGAAAAAAGCACGUCUAAAGAGCCAGUUGAUUUUGAGCAAUGGAUUGAAAAAGAUUUGGUACACACAGAGGGGCAGCUUCAAAAUGAAGAAAUUGUGGCACAUGAUGGCUCCGCUACUUACUUGAGAUUCAUUAUUCUAUCAGCCUUUGAUCAUUUUGCAUCUGUGCAUAGCGUUUCUGCAGAAGGAACAGUAGUCUCAAAUCUUUCCUCAUAAUGGUAACAAAAUGCUCUUGCAUGAUUUUUUAACAAUAUAUUUAAACAGGAAGUUGUCACUGAUAUACUUUAUUAAAAGGAUUUUUAUCAA
Messenger RNA from Pan troglodytes (chimpanzee), 2012 nucleotides. RefSeq names its product intraflagellar transport 25 (gene IFT25). Bases 1458 to 1922 code for a protein of 154 amino acids. Gene Ontology annotation, cellular component: intraciliary transport particle B; centrosome; cilium. The transcript is spliced from 6 exons. The record is from RefSeq and is a predicted model, not a curated record. Lineage: Eukaryota; Metazoa; Chordata; Mammalia; Primates; Hominidae. Gene Ontology annotation, biological process: multicellular organism development; intraciliary transport.